Messenger RNA from Closterium sp. NIES-65, 1095 nucleotides. The record is from the annotation of a GenBank genome assembly. Lineage: Eukaryota; Viridiplantae; Streptophyta; Zygnematophyceae; Desmidiales; Closteriaceae.
AUGCUUGAUUUCUCGUCGUCUGAUCGGUGCGCUUGGCGGGAAGCCCGUACCGCGUACAGCAGCGCGAUCGAGUUGCUCGCGAAGCCUAAGCUCGCGGCACUCGACGCGUUCUACUGCGACGAGCUGCCGCGGCGAUUGCGGCAGCGACAACGCGGUGGCGAAAGCGGCGACCCUGAACCGGGAAACCUCGAAGCCGGAGAUCUUAAAGCCGAGGAUGUCGAAGCAGGAGAUUCUAAACCAGAGAAUGUUAGUAAUGGUGGAGAUACCACAGGUGGGAGUAAACGCGGGAAUGCUAAGGGCGGGUGUAUUGAAUCUAGGGUUACCAGAAGUAGGAGCAGGAAACGCGAAGAUUCAGAAAGCGAGGACAAGGAGAAAGGGGAUGGUGGGGGUGGAGGGGAUGGUGGGGGUGGUGGAGCUUACGUCAGCAAGGAGGAGCUCGUGUCGGUGAUGGAGUGGAAGCUGACACGUGGCAAGUGGCGCCCUCGUCUUCUGGACUUCGUCAAGCAUCUCGACCCCAAAGCAGUCCAGGCCGCAUCAUCUCGAGCCUUCGCUGCUCUGGCGCCAUACCACAACCUUACCACGUCUGGAGGUUCGGGAGCACGUUCCGAUGCAGAUGUUGAAGCGAGUCUGAAGGCAGCAGUAACGGAGCUGUCAACACUUAAGGGCGUUGGGGCAGCAACAGCAUCUGCAGUGCUGGCUGCGUUCGCCCCUGAAAUCGCUCCAUUUAUGUCGGACGAGGCCAUGGUUGCGGCGUUGGGGGACUGCAAAGACUACUCGCUUCACCGCUACCUCGUUUUUGCCAAGGCCAUGCGCGAAAAGUCAUCGGGAUUGAAUCGGCUCGAAGACAAAACCGCACAGGUAGGAGCUACAGAUUCCGCUACAGUCGGAGCAGAAGGGCAAGCAGAGCAGGACUGUGCCCGUUCCACGUCACAUGAAGAGGAGGCUUCACUCGUUAAGUUCACAGCUGCUGAUGUAGAGAAGGCACUGUGGUCAACUGCCGUCUCAGGACUGCAGGCACAGGCCACCGUGGCAGGGAGCGGAAAAAGAAAAGAAACGGUGCCUGAUGCUACUUCGAGAGCAAAAAGAAAACGCUGA